AAAGAGGGAAGGUGAGGAAGAGGAAGUCGCCGGAGCGCAAGUUGCGGGCAGCCCACAAACCACUCAGACGACAAGAGAUGGACGCCAGGCGGGGACAACUCCACAGAAUUCUCCUGCAGUUGGUGCUGCUGCUGCUGGCGGUGCUCAGGCUGGGCAGCCCACUGCGGAGGAUGGCGGCGACACGCAAACCUCCGUUUCUGCGGUGUGAGCGGGAGCAGCACCUGACAAGGCGGCUGGUGCACCGAAAGGCAGUGCGAAGGCAACAGCAGAUCCGCCAGCUGCGGACACCACCCACACAGUGA
Trypanosoma rangeli is the source of this 302-nucleotide messenger RNA. RefSeq lists its product as uncharacterized. The transcript has a single exon. The record is from RefSeq and is a predicted model, not a curated record. Lineage: Eukaryota; Euglenozoa; Kinetoplastea; Trypanosomatida; Trypanosomatidae. The annotation marks the transcript as partial.